AUGCAGUCAUUCGGCAGUGGAAGCGAGACGGCAUAUAUGAUGCCUAUUCCACCCAGAACACCAGUUGAUUAUGAUGAUGAACUGCGUUCUGUGUCUGUGGCAACACCUCUUCCAGACCUUUUACCGCGAAACUUUGAUGAUAUUAAACGUAUGCGUAAGUUACGAAAAGAUGCUGAGAGUGGACAAAAGUAUGUUCAACCUCGUCAUGAUCUGCCAGCACCAUAUGUGAACGAUGAAGAGUGUGAUGAGUUUGAAGAUGCCACCAUUGACACCACUGUGGAGUACCUUUCACACAUGAAGCGACAACAAAAGUAUGAACUUGAUGGACCAUCAGUGGAAGGAGAAAUAUCUCCAAUCUUUGAUAAUGGUAUGUUGUAUAAGAUUGUUACAGAAGAUGGUUCCUGGUAUUUUUACAAUGAUACUGAAAAGUAUGAGAUGCAUGUUCGUUUUCGCUUUGGAUCCAAAUCUGAACUUCAACCUGGUGAAAGGGUUGAAAUGUUUGUGAGAAGUAAUAAGGAAUUGGAGGCCUCUCUCGUUGUCUAUCCACAUGAAACAUUGCGUCUUAUAUCUGGUAAAGUGAAUGGUUUUAAAUGUAUGGCCAAAGCUGUUGCAUUAAGUGAUAAUAAAAGGAAGGAUAUAUUUUCCAAUGAUAAUGAUGCUAUUGUACAGACUUUAACUCGCAUUGCUGAUGACUUGGGUGUCUCUGUAAAUAAUCUAGAGGAAGGACAAGUCUUGCAGUAUUGUGUAGAGAAGGAAAUACCAUAUGUGGACUGUGACUUUCGCCCAUGUGAUGAUUCUAUUUACAAUCCAGAUGAGGAUCCAUACAAACUUCGUCCUCUUCCUUGGCGUCGUCCGGAUGGUUAUAUUCCAAGUGAUCAACUUGCUGAAAUACGUCUCUUUCGGCGUACUAUUUUACCAUCGCAGGUUAUUCAAGGUGAUCUUGGGGACAGUUACCUUAUUUCUGCAAUGGCUUGUCUUGCUGAAUCACCUAAACGUGUACACGAUCUCUUUCGUCAUCCUGUCAGUGCAGCACAUGGUAAAAUUGAACGAUCCCUUGGGGCUUAUUGGGUAACGAUCAAUUAUAAUGGUUGGUGGUGUCCAGUACUUUUGGAUGAUUUUCUUCCAGCAUUUCAUGAAGGUCCUGAAUUUGCACGCUGUGCUAUUGAUCUACGUCGUAUGUGGGUUGGACUUCUUGAAAAAGCCUAUGCGAAGAUUCAUCAUUCUUAUUCCAAUAUUGCUAGUGGUGAUCCACUUGAACCACUACAAGAUUUCACUGGAUUUCCUAUUACCCGAUUUGAUCCUGAUUGGGCGGAUGCUGUGAAUGGUGAUGAUGCUCUCUUUAAGCGCCUUAUUAUGUACAAUAAGAAGGGUUUUCUCACGAUGCUGUACACUCCCCGUAGUGAGACGAAUCCCGCCACUGCCUCUACCUCUGCCUUGACGACUACGGAGCAGACGGAGCUUGAGGAGAAGUACAAAUCCCUUGGACUUCAGCUGCACUGCGGGUAUUGUGUGCUGCGGACGCAGUAUGUGGAGGACCUCGAUCUCUGCCUGGUGCAGCUGCGCAACCCGUGGGGGACCGGCGAGGAGUGGGACGGGGCGUGGGGGAAGCGCGACAAGCGGUGGGAGAAGUACCCGUCGGUGCGGGCCGCGUGUUUCCCCGACGGCGGCGACCCGACGGAGGCCGACCGCACCUUUUGGAUGGCGUGGCCGGACGUCGUCAACACAUUCGCCGGCGGCGGUGUCUGCCACGUGAGGAACGGCUGGUACGACUACCGCGUGCGGGGGGAAUUCACCGACGGCCAUCCCACCGUCGCGCUGGAGAUCAACGUGGCCGACACCAUCAACGCGUACAUUGUCCUCUCGCAGGAGGACGAGCGGGAUGAUCCGGAGGUGGAGUACGCCGCCAUGCUCAUCAGCGUCUCCAAACACAAUGGGAAGAAUGAAAAGAUGGACUGCACCAGUAAUGUGGAUGUCGAACAGCCAGAUCGGCAGCUUAAGUUUAACUUUGCAAGAGAUGUCGCCCUCCGGUACACGUUUGAACCAGAAGGAAAUCCAUACUUUGUCGUCCCACGGGUUCACGACUCCGGUAUUUCCAUGCCCUACGUUAUUGGACUCCUACUCGACACCUACGUUGGUAAUGGUAUUAAGGUGGAGUUUAAGACAAUUGAUAAGAGCUGCAAACUAUUCCAAAAUAUGCCAAGUUUUUCUGUAAAGGACAUGACAAAGGAUAUCUCUACAGAGUACCAAAUACGCAACCCACGUCAACCCACAGAGAGCAUGGGGACAGAAUUAAAGGAUGAACGUCUACGGGAAUUUGGUCUCUAUGAGGAAUAG
Messenger RNA from Trypanosoma theileri, 2334 nucleotides. RefSeq names its product calpain-like cysteine peptidase. Lineage: Eukaryota; Euglenozoa; Kinetoplastea; Trypanosomatida; Trypanosomatidae. Gene Ontology annotation, biological process: proteolysis. Gene Ontology annotation, molecular function: calcium-dependent cysteine-type endopeptidase activity. The transcript has a single exon. Bases 1 to 2334 code for a protein of 777 amino acids. The record is from RefSeq and is a predicted model, not a curated record.